AUGACUAUCAGUAAGAAUAAUAAGAUGAUGUCUCAUUUGAAUCGCAAAAUGAAAGUGGUUUUGUUAGAUUCAAGGACUUUUGUAGGCUUCUUCAAAGCCUUCGAUAAGCAUAUGAAUAUCCUUUUAUGCGAUUGUGAGGAAUUGCGACGUAUCAAACCAAAACCAGGCAAGAAAAUCGCUGAGGUUGGUGAAGAAAAGCGUAUGUUGGGUUUAGUGUUGUUACGAGGUGAACACAUAGUUUCUAUGACUGUUCAAGCUCACGAGCAAGAUGAUGAUUCAAAACAGAUGGGAAAAGCUGGUAAUAUUGGUGGACCUGGUGCAGCACGACCAGCUGGACGUGGUAUUGGACAACCCAUGGGAGGUCCUCCCGGUCCUGCACCUGGUUGGUACACCUGA
Molecule: messenger RNA, 396 nt
Organism: Thelazia callipaeda (thelaziosis nematode)
Lineage: Eukaryota; Metazoa; Nematoda; Chromadorea; Rhabditida; Thelaziidae
Source: the annotation of a GenBank genome assembly